Messenger RNA from Scleropages formosus (Asian bonytongue), 2182 nucleotides. RefSeq names its product transmembrane protein 179. Bases 250 to 1014 code for a protein of 254 amino acids. The record is from RefSeq and is a predicted model, not a curated record. The transcript has 5 exons. Lineage: Eukaryota; Metazoa; Chordata; Actinopteri; Osteoglossiformes; Osteoglossidae.
UUAGCUUUCGACACAUUUUCAGAUCAUAAAGAAGGAUGACAGGGUAAAGACGCAACGAGUGUGCUGCGCAUAAAAACGUACUGAGCGAUUUACGUGGACUGUUUAGCGCAGCCGCCUGUCUACGUGACGCGUCUCGUGCCAGUGCGUCACUGCGGUCCCGCGCCGUUAUUCGUCGGUGUUCCAGAAUAACGGCACGAGCGCAGGAACAGGACCCGCCACCCCGUGUCGUGACUCGCGAGUCGCUGCGCCAUGGAACUCGAUCGGCGGCUGUUGCUCGCCCACUCGGCCGCCUACACCCUCUCUGUCGUGGCGGGGCUCGCGGUGGUCGUGCCGCUGGCGCUCAACGGCUCUCACUUCAAGGGGCGCUGUGCGCUCUUCAGCCUGGGCUUCUGGAGGACGGAGAACCGCACCGGCGGCGGCGGCGGGAGCGCCGACGAGCAGCAGGAGCAGCCGGCCUGCGUCUCCCGGCUCAUAGUGCAGCAGUGGGGGCCGCCGGCCGCGUGCCAGUUUCCCACGUUCGUGGGGGUGUUCACGGUGUUGUACGGGGCCGCGCAGGGCUGGCGAAGCCUCUUCUACCUCCAUCGGCGACAUGACGACAAUCUCUUCUCAGCCUUCCUCACCGUGCUGCUGAGCCUGUGUGUGCUGUUCCUGUCCGGAGGUGCAGCCGUCACUUUCAGCCUGGGGGUGCUGUCCUGGUGCAACAUUGUAACGGACCGCGGCACCAGGCCCUACAGCUGCGCGGACGCACAGUCUGUUCCCAUGUACCUGGAUGUUGACACGUCUUCCUUCUACACUGAGCUCACAUGUGCUCAGGUCUCCCUUUGGUGUGUCACAGCACUGUGGCUCACUCACGCUAUCCUGUCCUUCCUGCGCCUCUACCACUCCCACAGCCAGCAGAUCAGGGGUCCCUGCUUGUCCCGGGAAAAGGAGCUGCUUCUGGGACAACCAGCUGUGGACAGCUCCUUGCAGCACCCAGGCCUCCAUCCACAGGGGACACCCAGUGUCUUUAUUUAGCAGGGUAACCUGACUAAUGCAGUAUGUGGUUUUUGGUCUUUAUUUUUCAUGCAUGUAUGCCUGACACUUGUCUGUUGUGAUCUGCAAAACAGCAAAAUAAGGGCUUCAGCCCAUUUGUAUCUUGCUCAUUAUUAUUUAUUGGUAUAAAUUAUCAUUAAUUUAUAUUGUAAAUAAUUUAGCAUGGUUUUAGAGCUGUUUUCUGGAUAUAGAUUAAGCAUAGUCCUAGACUAAAAAGUAUUUUCAGUGAAGAAUUCCUCCUGACAGUGUAAUUUAGUCUAUGAUUGGGAUCAAUCUGUGUUUGGAAAGCAGGCCAUAGUGGUUGUAGUCAACUCUCAAAUCUCCAAAACUCAAGGUAACAUACAACAGUGUUGUAGUACAGUUACAAAGUGCUGUAUAAUGUUGUAUUUCCUUUUAUAUUUAAUCAUGUCAUAACCUGUUAUUCGUAUUUCGUUAUAAUUCAGUUUCAGACAUUUGGCCAGUAGCAGACAUGUAUCCUUGCAUAAGGAUAACAUGUAAAUUGAUAAAACUGUGAAGAUACAUUGGGAGAAAAAUAGUUUGUACUUGAACGUUUUAGAGAUUUCAACAAAAACUUUCAACAUGUAUAUAAUUUUAACACAAGCUAGGCACAACAUUGGAAGGAUGUUAUUUAAUUCACUAUUUUUACAUAUUCCUAAUGUUAGUAAGAUUAACUGAUAAGGCAGGAAUACAUUUGCAUGUCUUUGUGGUGUAUAUAUGAAUAUUAAUAUGAAAUGAAUGCUUUUUCGAACAGUACGCUCUCACACCCGUGAAGGUUUGUGUGAUGCUGUCUGUGCUGAUGCAACAGCGUAAUAGGAUAUUUAAAUCAAACCUGCAACAUUCUUAAAGCUGUGAUGUUGGUGGAAAAUUGUGUCAAAUUGCUUAAGCCAUGAAGGCAAUGAAGAGACAUGGGAAAUUCUCACACAUGUUGAUAUUCAUUCAGCAAACCCACACAUGAUUUAUCUUUUGCUUUAUGACACAAUACUGACACUCUCCAAAAUGUAUCCUGACUGUAAUGAUGCACAGGCAGCAGAGGAAGAAACUGGAGGUAAUGAGAGAUGGUAUUAAAAGAUUUAUUACGUUUAUUAAAACAAUAUGACUUUAAUUCAAGCUUUUUUCUGCAAAAUGACGAAUAAAAACUCACAAUGUGCAA